This is a messenger RNA of Columba livia (rock pigeon), 4483 nucleotides long. RefSeq names its product zinc finger protein 438 (gene ZNF438). The record is from RefSeq and is a predicted model, not a curated record. NCBI's taxonomy places the organism in Eukaryota, Metazoa, Chordata, Aves, Columbiformes, Columbidae. Gene Ontology annotation, molecular function: sequence-specific DNA binding; DNA-binding transcription factor activity, RNA polymerase II-specific. The transcript is spliced from 9 exons. Bases 443 to 3037 code for a protein of 864 amino acids. Gene Ontology annotation, cellular component: nucleus. Gene Ontology annotation, biological process: regulation of transcription by RNA polymerase II.
GCGUGGCGCCACAUCGCGCCGUUGCCGUGACGUCACGGCGGCAUGACGCAGGCACGCAGAGGGGCGCGCUCGUUCAAUGAUUAUGCUGCAUUAGACAGAAGUAGUGUUCUUCAUCUGUGACUUGGGUUGUUCUGAAGAUAUUAAUGUGCAGAGGAAUUAACUUGGAUGAAAUAUUUUAUUUGCCAUAGCAGCACCAGGAUGUAUUAGAAGUGACUGCAUACUUGUGAAGAAUGUUGGCUUCAGAGGUGUGGGAACUGCAGUGUUCUGUUCUGCAAAGGCACUGGAAGGUCCUAUGUGCCACCGCUUGCGAGUACGCGGCUGAGGAAAACAUGCAGGCCGACUCAAUGGGUUUCCAAUGCAAGAAGCCCAAGUUAAUUGUUCCCAGUGCCGAAAUAUGGAGAGUGCAUAUAAGGGAACGUUCUUGUAACUAUUAAAGGGCAUAAUGCAGAAUCCUUUAACUUUUUGUGCAGGUGGUGUUUUUUUGCAUGCUAAUCCUGCAGAGAAACAUUGUGUCCAACAAAGUAUGCUGGGUCAGCAAAACCAAGAAACUUGUGCUGGAAAGACAAUAUCCACAGAUAAACACAAGUCCCCUUCAGAUAUAAUACGAAGUUUUCAGAAGAAAAGUCAGUUCAGGACCAUUGCUCCAAAAAUGGUACCAAAAAUUUUAACUUCUGGAGUCGUUUCUUGUCUUCAGUCUUCUUUGCCUGAGCAAAAUACACCAAUUUCAGCUGCAGGUUCUAAACCGCUGGUGGUCCCAACUCAAAACUACGCUGUCAUGCAGGUGGCUGGUCACGAGGGCACUUUUUCUCUGUUGGCUUUGCCGUAUGUUGCCCCUGCCCUAACGCAGCAGGUCCAGCAGUCAAACGUGGCCCCUUCUGAAAACCUAAAGCUGCCUAUCCCUAGGUACCAACCUCUAAGAAACAAAUCGCUGAGUGACAAAAAAACAGCACAAGUCUGUGUUUUGGGUGCAUAUAACAAGAAUCCUACCAAAGCAUCAAUCCCAUCACAGGCUUCCCCUGUGACUACCUUAACUGAAGACUGUCCUGAAACUCAUUCUAGUUCAGAUAUAACAGAGCAAGUGAUGCAAACGGGCUGUGACUCAGCUGAAAUGACAGUUGCCACAUUGGUAAACAGAAGGAAUUGUGUGGAAGCUGGAUCUUCUUUAGUGAACAAAUCUGAAAUUGCUAACGGCAAUGUUUCUGGACCAUCUGUAGUUAAAGACUCUUUAUCCAGGCCGGCAAGUACAAUUAAUCUCAUGAAACUAAGUCUAUGCUCUGUGAAGGCAGCAUCUGAAACCACAAGGGAGUCAUUCAUAAAGUCUGAGAAGCUAAAAGAAAAGCCCACAAAUUCUGCAAAUUCUGUUACUGUCCUGUCACCAGCAGUUUUUGGCAGCACAAUACAAAUGACUUCAUCAGCACCGAAAGGAAAACUUCCUAUUUUGCCUUACUCAAGGAUGAAAAAUUCAGUGCUCUGUAAAUCUAAGCAGAAUACUAAUGCUACAGAUGUAGCUGGUCCUUCACUAAAAUCUGAAUGUGAAAAGGUACCAGCUUUGGCGAAAACCUUGCAUGUUCCUACUAAAGCAUCUGAUAAGCGAUUAGCCGUCCCCAGACAAACCAUUCGAGAAAAUACCUUCUCUCCAUCCAAUAAAGUGGAUGUCGACAGUCUUAAAAAAUUGAACGGUGCAGCCUCUAAAAGAAGAGCCAGGAAAAGAAGAGCCCCAGAUGAUUUAUUGGCUUUUCAGACCAAGCGAAGGAAAUGCAUCAUUAAUAAGUUUAGAGAAGGAAGAGAAAGGGUGAAAGUUGAUCUUCAGCCACCUGAAGACAAAAAAGCAGAGGCUGUGAAAAAAUACCGUAGUAUUAGACCAAAACCAGUGGUAGUUGUGCAGGCUUUUGCACCACUGACUGCUGCAACGAUAGUCAAGACACCGUCUCCUGACCAUUUACAUGCAGAUAGGUUUUUAAAUAGUGCCCUUCCCAACAAAUAUUUAAAUUACAAGCAAAGUGAUGCUACAUCAGCUAAAUCAAAUGAUACAAGUAGAAGUGCAUGUUCAACUGUACCUAAGCCAUUGCAUAAAUGUCAUGUUUGUAACCACAUUUUCCAGUUUAAGCACCAUCUUCGGGACCAUAUGAACACACACACAAACAAACGACCUUACAGCUGUCGGAUUUGCCGGAAAGCCUAUAUACAUUCUGGCAGCCUGAGCACACAUAUGAAACUGCAUCACAAUGAAGGCAAACACAAAAAGCUUGUGUGCUGUGAAUUCUGUGCUAAGAUUUUUGGCCACGCGAAAGUGUACUUUGGCCACCUAAGGGAAGUUCACAGGGUUGUUAUCAGCACAGAGCCUUCUCUGAGCGACCAACAGCCACAAAGGGCUUCAAAGAAGCGAGACACAAGUAUAAAAGGGGCAGAAGAAGCAACAGAGAGGGGAAAUAAGUGUAAUUUUGAGGACCUAUUCCAUAACCCAGGAGAAGUGAAGCUACAGAUCAAAUGUAGUCGAUGCCAAUUUAUUGUACACUCUUUUGGCGAAAUGAAGUUUCACUUACUGUGCUCUCACGGAGAAGAGAUCCAGGGAAGAGUAAAGGAAGGAGUUUUGCACGGAAAUAGAGGAGCUAAGGGGGAGCUGAUCAAACACGCAACCCACUUCUGGAAACAGCGCAACGAGAGAAGACAUUUAGCAAAAAGCGGUGCCCAUGAGGAGGAGGUUUACGCUUCUCCAAAACUGAAAAGACAGAUGUACUUCCACCAGCAGAAUAAUGUUGAUAUGUUAUCUAAAAGUGAACUGACUCAAUCAGGGAGUGGCGAAGCAGCCAAGGAGGUGCAAAAUGUAGGUUUUGAUACACCAAGCAAAAAAAUAGAAGUUUGGUCUAAAGUGGGCUAUAAUUGCAUUUUAUGCAAACAGUUAUUUGGAAGAAAAGAGGAUCUUUGUAAUCAUUGGCAGAGUCAUCAUAACUGUGAAGACCCUUCCACUUUAUGGACUAUUUUUAGUUUGUUAUCAAAACAAGGAAUUAUUGAACUUUCUGAUAAUGGUGAAUAUUGAAGUUCAAUUCUACAGUGCUAUGAAAAACAUCAACUACCUUACCAAAUUGUUUAUGGGUUUUUUUGCUGUGUUGCUAAACUAACUCAAGAGAUUUAUUACUUUGGAGGUUUGCUUGGUGGGCUUGUUGUUUGUUGGUUGGUUGUCUUUUUUUGGUUUGUUUGUUUGUUUUAAAGUUAUGCUAACCUUUAUUUUGUUAAACAGAAAAUGUAUUUCUGCAGUAUCAUUCCAGAUGGGUACAUGCAAGCCAAUUAUGAAAUACUGUGCUUAAAAUUCAUGCUUAAGGAACUAAGCAGCAGCAAAUGCUCAAUACUGAUGGUUAACGUCAAGGAAAAAAUUGUCAAGUUAAAUUAUGCUCUACACACAGAAAUAAAUCAGUUUAUACGAAGUAGUCUCAAUCUUGAAUGAAAUGACAAGCCAGACUGAAAGUGUAGUUUCAGUCCCAACUGUGCUUCCAGAUCUUAUGAUAAAUAUAUAUACAUAUGCGUGCAGUUCUCUGAAUCAUCUGAAUGUACAUACAUGCAACCAGCAUUUAGGAGCUUUAUAACCUAUAAUUUAAGAGCUUUUAAUUCUUGUUUUCUUGAUUUCAAUGUCUUCAACCAUGUUCAUUGCUUGCAGGUUUGUUAUUGGGAGUGCUUUUAGGUCUUAUAUUCUGCCAUGGUAACAGCAAGGAUCUUUGUAUUUUUAAAGACAAAAACCUACAUGUAUUAUUUUGCCUGUAGCUCUUUGGGUUGAAGAUGAGUUUGUUGCUACCCAUGAAGAUGGAACCCUCAAAGCUUGACUGCUUGAUGAAAAAAAAAGAAUCAGGUUUGUUUUAAAAAUAGUAAUCUGAGUUGGUGACUCCUGGGAAGUUUGACAUUCUGCAAUGGACUGCACGUUUCACAGUGAACUCUGAGCGUAUUCCUUGUACCUCCCGCGACAGCAGCGCCCUUUGCACACUGCCUUCGGCACUCUUGCUGUACGGCUUUUGUGCCUCUGCCCUUGGCCCGGAUGGUGGCUUCAAAGCUGUCUACACACUACUGCUCUAUCUGUUUCUUCUUGUGGUCAAACUGUAAUUGAGGGAUUGCAAUGAUGAAGGAGUCAUUCCUAAAAUGGCCUGAGUGGCUUCUCCCUGUUUUGCAAAAAUUGUGGUGAUGAGAACAUGGGAAGAGACCUAAAAAUGUUGGCUUUUCUGAGUGGCAUUCCAGAAGAUGUUGCAAUAUUUUGUGAGUUUGGUUUAUUUUUAAACGGUAAAGACAGUUUUGAUGAGCUAAUGGUUUUGAAUGUAAUUUCUUGUUAUAUGGUGCUUUGCCCUGGAGUUGAACUGUAAGACUGGAUCCAAAAAAAAGUAAAAGGAAAAUGCUCAUAGAACUGCACAGGUGCCUGGUAAGGUGGAAGUAUCCCUGUAGAUUUUCAAAGCUUCCUUCUUACUAUCUGUUACUAUAAAUACAUAUUUGUGGUUGUUUCUUU